Molecule: messenger RNA, 1220 nt
Organism: Paramuricea clavata
Lineage: Eukaryota; Metazoa; Cnidaria; Anthozoa; Malacalcyonacea; Plexauridae
Source: the annotation of a GenBank genome assembly
GCUCUGGGAACCAGGUUGUUGCGGGCACACUAGCCGAGUAUCCUCGCACCGUAUACAUAUAUAUUCAUGAAUAAUUCCAAGAAUAUAUUGCAAAUUAUUUUAUAUUUAUUUAUCAGGAGAUGGCAGUAGGAACAUAACGAUGACCAUUAACACACGUAACGGUAGACCUCCAAAUGCUGGAGAGAUGAUGGCACUAAGAAUAAUAAUGCUGAUUAUUGCAAUUGGGGCAAUACUGAAGGACGUUCUACAGGUAAGAAGUCAAAAUUAUUGGAGUAUGACUGGUCCAUUUAAGGGGAAACCUUUUCAAAGAGAGAAAUUUCUUUUCUCUUAUUGGUCAAUAUCUAGACAAGAGUUUUUGGAAAACCAGGCAAUGACGUAACGACCCGUCCACACGUAUGUGCAUGGAUUGUUUGAAUACACAACGUUUUCAAAAUGGUUUCAAGAUGGCGGAAACUCAUUUCUCCGUUUCUUUAGUAACCGAAUCUUUUCAGACAAAUCCGCGUAUAAUAAUAAUAAUAAUAUAAUUGUUGUUUAAAACGCAUUAUACAUGAGUCUCAAUGCUUUUUACAACAAGAAUCUAAAAAUCUAAAAACAGUUACUCUGUCGGAAACUGUCGUAAUUUAGAAUUAGUAUUUAUGUUCACGCGUGGGACGCGCGAGUCCAAACUUUAAACACUUCGGAAAGUUCCGGAUUAUACCGGUGGUUGUUGUUUUUUCCAGGAGAGAACUUAAAAACAUGUGGCUGUGAAACUGUGAAACUUGUGAUUUUGUAAUAGAUAUUAUACUGUGUUUUGUUGUGAUUUAUUUUGGGCGAUACUUGGAGGCAAUCCCCAACAUACUGGCACCUACCGACGCGAUUUGAGCUGUGUUUUGGUACAAUCCAAAGCAUUUAUAUCGAGAUUUUGUUGUGAUUUGUGACGAGCGUGACCGUGAAAUAUUAUAUCGAAUAUGUCUAAGAUUGUUGACAAAAAGCUACUGGAAUUAACUGGGAAAAUAAAAGCAUUGAACUUUGCGAUCAAAAAGUCUGACGAAGUUAUUGAUUCUACUAAAACCGAGGUUUUAACGCGACAAAUUAGUUCAAUAACGAACCGAAUUCAAGCGAUAUAUGCCUUAAAGGAGGAAAUAGAGGAGAUCAAAUUUACCGACAACGAUUCUGAGGAAAAUAUACGAGACUGGGCUGAGGAAAUCGAGUCGAGAAUUAGGAAGCAGAUAACAAAGUAA